AUGCUUCAGGAAUUCUGGAGAAAUGAAUUGGCGGAAGAUGCGGAGGAUAUAGAUGAACGAAGAAUGCUCCAACUAUAUGAGCAGCGACAAACGGUACAUCAAAGAGCUCAAAGUUCUUCCAGUAGAACACAGAGGAGAAGGUAUUUGAAUCGGGAUCGUGAAGUUGGGCAUGCUCGUCUUUUCAAUGAUUACUUUUCUGAUGAUCCGGUAUAUCCUGAUGACAUAUUUCGACGUCGAUUUCGAAUGAAAAAAGAGUUAUUCCUUCGUAUAGUUGAUGCCGUGAAAAAUCAUUCCGAAUAUUUUCAAUGGAAGGUCGAUGCAGCAGGGAAAAAAGGUUUGUCACCACUUCAGAAAUGCACACCGGCUAUUCGUCAAUUGGCGUAUGGAGCCCCUGCUGAUCAUUAUGAUGAGUAUCUACGGAUUGCUGAAACAACUGCCAUCCAAUGUUUAUUCAACUUUUGCCGAUGUGUAAUUGAAGUGUUUGGUGCCCAAUAUUUAAGAAGACCUAAUGCUGCUGAUAUCCAACACUUGCUUGAAAUGCAUGAGCAGAGACAUGGUUUCCCUGGUAUGUUGGGCAGUCUUGAUUGUAUGCAUUGGCAAUGGAAAAAUUGCCCCGUCGUUUGGAAAGGUCAGUUUACUCGAGGAGAUCAUGGCGUCCCAACAAUUGUGCUCGAAGCCGUUGCAUCUUCGGACUUGUGGAUAUGGCAUGCCUUUUUUGGGAUUGCAGGGUCACGCAAUGAUAUCAAUGUGCUUAAUGAAUCACCAUUAUUCAACGACGUCUUACAAGGGAAUGCACCAGAGGUUAAUUUCACGAUUAAUAAUACACAAUAUACAAAAGGAUACUAUCUGACCGAUGGGAUCUAUCCAGAAUGGGCUACUUUCGUCAAGAGCUUUCCAUGUCCCCAGGAUCCUAAAAGAAAAAUAUUUAAGGAACGACAGGAGGCUGCGAGAAAAGAUGUCGAGAGGGCAUUUGGGGUGCUCCAAUCACGAUGGGCAAUGAUAAAAGGUCCAGGACGAUUUUGGUACAAGGACAAUUUGAAGGACAUCAUGUAUACCUGUAUUAUUUUACACAACAUGAUUAUUGAGAAUGAGGGAGAUGCAGUAGUCAAUUGGUCGGACGAUGAAGGAGAUUCUCAAUCACAAAUAUUUCAAGGCUCCACUCAAGAAUUCCAAGCAUAUAUCCGUAGAAAUUACGAGCUACGUGAUAAUCAGCUACAUCAUCAACUUCGAGCCGACUUAGUUGAGUAUAUCUGGGCACGCUAUAAUUGUAAUCAGUGA
Messenger RNA from Zingiber officinale, 1278 nucleotides. RefSeq lists its product as uncharacterized. The transcript has a single exon. The record is from RefSeq and is a predicted model, not a curated record. NCBI's taxonomy places the organism in Eukaryota, Viridiplantae, Streptophyta, Magnoliopsida, Zingiberales, Zingiberaceae. Bases 1 to 1278 code for a protein of 425 amino acids.